Molecule: messenger RNA, 4144 nt
Organism: Pimephales promelas (fathead minnow)
Lineage: Eukaryota; Metazoa; Chordata; Actinopteri; Cypriniformes; Leuciscidae
Gene: arhgef33
Product: Rho guanine nucleotide exchange factor 33
Molecular function (GO): guanyl-nucleotide exchange factor activity
Source: RefSeq, a predicted model, not a curated record
GGAAGGAUCCAAACCACAGGAUCUGAAACAAUCUUGGAUAUGGACCUGGAAGACCAUCAGAUCAUGGAGAAUGGAAAAAUAGAGGGUACAGGUAAUGACAUAGAUGCUGUAGACCUUCAGUUGCAGGCAAUGUGGGUGGAGCUAAAAUCUGGAGUUGGAAGCAUGGUCGAAGAUUUCGCCACCCUACGGCAAACCUACAGCCGACUGGAGGACAGGGUCUCCACCUAUCAGCAAGAAACUAAUGACAAGAUCCUGUCUCUCAGAAACACACUUAACACAUUACAGGAAGACAUAAGUACAGUUCAAACGCAGCUCUCUGAGGUCCGGAGCAACCAAAAAGACCAACAGAGGGACCUGGACCUCAUGCAGAGCACACAACACAGGAAAGGCUCAAGGGGGGAGGGGUCAAUGGAUGGCCACGCCUCUUCAAACAGCCAAACAGAACUCAAUCUCAUUCAGCAUUACAUCAGUAGCCUGUCAGCCAAUCCGAACUCUUAUCCUGAGCAUGACGGGCAAAAAAAGUCUCCAAUUUGGAGGGAGAAAAAAAACAGCCGAGAUCUGAAAGAACAAAACAACUCUGCUAUAACUCAGAGGCAGGCGGCAGCGCUGGAGCUUUUGGAGUCUGAAAGAGUGUAUGUAUCCUAUCUCUCACUCCUGUUAAAGGCCAACAUCAGUUUUAACGGCUCAGAGAACCUCAACGUCAAAGAUAAACGGCCUUUCCCUCCCUCUCUGCGUUUCUUGAUUCAGCAGCAUCUGGAGCUCCUGCACGUCCUCCAGGAGAGGGUUCUUAAGAGCCACUGGCAAGGCAUCAUGGGAGAUGUAUUUUUAAGGCUCACCAGCAAAGAAAGUGAUUUUCUGGACCAUUACGUAUCGUAUCUACGGGACUUGCCAGAAUGUUUGACGGUUGUAAGUCUGUUUUCCUCUUCAAAAUCAGGCAGCUUACUGGAGAGUGACAUCGCAGGGGAUGAGACACGUCCAUCGCUGCACUCUCUGCUUUUACAGCCUGUCCAACGUAUCCCAGAAUACCAUACACACCUGCAGAGUCUUCUGCAGCAGACAGAGUCAGAGCAUCCAGACUAUUACCUGUUACUUGUGUCUGUGCAACAACUCCGAUCUUUCAUGACCCAGUACAGCCAUUUACUACAGCUCAACCAGGAGCUUCUGCAUGACCACAGUCAUGCCCUGCGUGAACACACACACAACCUGUGUACACACCAACAGGAGCGCCCCUCACACACCCGAAAAGAGCUAAGCAGGUCUACAGUGAGACAGCUGUAUAAAGUCGACUAUGAGAAAAAUUACAGCAGUAACAGUGCACAAAAAGAUCCCUCUCGACGUAACAGACGCUACCCUGACUAUGAAGCGACGCCCUAUCACUAUGAUCCAGAAAUCCCGUCCCCUGUCUCCUUCCUGUCCGACUCUGACUCUCGCCACAAAGCUGUCUCAGUUCCUCUGCGCAGCAUCCCAGAGACGGAAGGAGCAGGAUCUGCCCCCACUGACGCUCUGGGUGCACUCUUUCCCUACGGAACCGGAGACUACCGCUGCUCAAGCCCAUCUCAUUCCUCGGACUCCAGCAUUGAUAUUGCCUUUGUGCACUGUAGUCCUUCCAAUAGUCCACCUCCACAAUCCCACAGUAGGGGGCGAAGUGCUGGGGGUGUGGUUUAUAGGCCCAACAGGGCCUGUGUGUCACCUGACUCUGCAGAUAUUGUGAGACCACACCCUCUACAGGCAGUGCAGAGAAAGAGCAAAUCGCUGAAUGGCCUGCAAAUGGACAGUAUUGAUAGCCACACCCACCAGACAAAAAAUCCUGCCCAUCCGAGGCUAGAGCGUCAGUCAAGUGGCAAAUCAAGACUGAGAUCCAGCAGCCCAAAGCACAGAUUCGAGACACACACCGACACAGAGGAGCAGCCAAGACUAAUAAAUCAAAAGGAUCCUAGAAGCCUGGUGUGGGAGGAGCUCAAUUUGAGGGGUGUGUCUGACGACUAUGACCACACCCCCCUGAGUGAACGUGGUCGGAAAGAAGGAAAAGGAUUUAGGAACUCCUUCAAAAAACUUUUUAAGAAGAAGUCUAGUGGUGAUGGAAAGGAGAAGACAACAGUAAAAGCUGAUUGUCUGAGCAGUGGAGAUCUGGAGUCCACCAAAGCCCCUCAUGCAGGAUUCAUUGACAGAGGAACUGCUGUUUAAACAGAGGUUAAAACUAGAGGUUCUCAACUGGUUUCAGGACAGAUUUUACAAUGAACAUCAAGGGGUGACCCAACACACUUUUUGGUUUUUAGUGUUUGGUCUCUAAAUAUCUCUUGAAUGUUGAUUUUUUUCAUGCUUUCGGUAACCAGCAAUUGUGGUUGGCACAAUUGUUUUUCUAGUUGCAAGUGAACCUUUGUUUUUAUGUGGGUUUCUUUUGUGGUUUAUCACACACAAGUCGUUCAAAUGACAGGUAAAUUUCCAUCAAAAUACUGAAUACCUUGUGUUUUCUGGAGGGAUUUUAGGAUUGUUAGAAUAGACCUGCUAGGCUAUGGCACAUUUUUUUUAGUCACAACACCAGUUGAGAACCACUGUAUUUCUCACAAACACACUAAAAAAAACAAAAUGAGCCCGAGCUCAAGCUGCUUCAUAGCAUCAUUAAACAUUUCUGACAUAGCACACGAAACAUUUUGCAUGAUAAAUCCAUUUUCAAUAUAAUUUUGGUCAGAUUUUUGAGGAAUAAAGACCAUUUUGCAUUGUUGACGCAAAUAUAUUCUCAAACAUAUAAACAUGGGUUUUUGCUGGGCUGCGCUGACAAGAUGUAAAACUAUAUGGGAUAAAAUGACAAAUUAUAUUAAUAACUCUUAUUUAACUUAAUUACAAUAUUUACUCAUAAAUAAAAAUGUUAUAAAUACAUGUUGUAUACUUAAAAAAAAGUCACAUGUACAUACCUUUGAAUGCAAUGUAAAUGGUAACAAUUAGAAUAAAGUACAAAUAGUAAUAUUUUAAUAUAAAAAAUGUAUUCUUGAGUAUAAAUGUGUGUAUUUGUACAGGCCUGGGGCCUCAUUUAUAAAAACUGUGCGUAGAAUCCUUACUAAAAUUGCAUGUGCGGCCGAAAGCCAAAAAUGUCGUAUGCAUAAAAUAUUCAGAUUUGAUGAGUUUGUAGAACACCAGACGACAAAAGACAAGAGACCAUUCUUCCAUAUAGAAUCUCUCCAGAACCUUCACAUUUCUAGGUCCAUGUUGGUUUCUCUUCUCUUCAGUUUUCUAUAGGGUUCAGUGCUAAAAAAAAUAUUAAUAUGAAUGGGAUUAUACUUCAUAGAUAUUUUACUCAAAAGAAAUUCUAUGUGUAGGCUACCAAUAAUUGUGUACCAAUAAUCUUUUGAUUUUUGAAUGAAAUAUCCAAAGGAUAACAAUACAGAUUUAUUUUCAUAGCCAAUCAUUCUGACCAUGACUGUAUAUUUGACAAAAAUAACACCAUUCAGUUGCAUUUGAUCUUUUUUCCACCUUGGUUUAAUGUGUUAAAUCUCAUAAAAGAGUUUCACAUUUGAAACAAAAUAUUGGCUUUAUACAGUCUGUAAAACUCAAAUUAUUUUACACUAUAUACAAAACAUGUGCAUCACAUUUCAUGAGAGAAUUAUGCUGUAGUGAACAUGGAGUAGUUGAACACACGCUCUGUACUCAAAGCAUCCAAUAUCACAUUUGUGACUCUUUCAAACAUACCGAGUAAAGGUUACUGGAGAUUAGGCUCAGACAUGGUUUCAUUCGGUAUCAAAAUCAGAAUCAUGGACCAUGUGACAAGACCAUUAAAAAUGCUGUUAGGGAGACACUCUAUUUGAAGUGAUGUUUUCUUAUUUAUAAUGGUUUUAAAUGCAUGUUAGAGGUAGAGGCGACAUGCUAAAUUUGCGCAUUCAACUAAACAAAACAUGAUUUUGUUAUUUUGGAACAAAAAAGGAACAGAUAGGACACCAUACAAACUGAUGCUAGAAAGCUUUACAGACAGCUACAUUCUAGAAAGAGCUCUUUUUCUGACUUCCCCCUUCAUAUUUACACAUACUGCAUUCAUAAGACAUCGUUAUCUCUAAUCGGUUUUCAGUCUGAUAAAUAGGUUUUCUUUGCCUGUUAUACUCUACUAUUGACAUCACAGCCUGUAAGUGCGCAGACGUCACUCAUUAACACACGC